Molecule: messenger RNA, 891 nt
Organism: Penicillium brasilianum
Lineage: Eukaryota; Fungi; Ascomycota; Eurotiomycetes; Eurotiales; Aspergillaceae
Source: the annotation of a GenBank genome assembly
AUGUUCGAAGACUUCUCUUUCUCGUCGCCUUCCUCGCGACCUGGCCGCUUGGCCGUGGACGUAGACGACCGGCUUAUGGUCGAUUGCGACAGUAAUAUGAUCUCGCCCCUAUCGUCUCGAUGCCCCUCGCCGCAGUCGCACCGCUUCCGCAACCUAUCCCGGCCCCGAUCCUCCUACUUUCGCUCGCAACAACCGCCUCCGACUUCCGUGCCAUUUCCUUACGAGCAGAAGCGUCUCUCCAUUUCGACUCUGACGCAGAAAUUGCAUGAACACACUCUCCAGGCCCCCGAUAUCCCGGACCAGGCGCGAUUUUGGCAUAAUGAGGCCAGACUCUCUGGUCGGUACUCUGGCUACGUCCUUACGCCACCGGACACGGAUCAUGAUGAGGAUGGGAGAUGUGACUCGUCGCCCUCGCUCUGCUCUAACCCCAGCCCCACGUCAAUUCCACCCGAUUUCCCAUCCCUAGACAGAAUGGAAACUCCGAAUCAGAUCCCAGAUCACUUGGAUGUUCGUACGCAACGGCAACAAAUCUCACAAUUGCAAUGCAACGAAGGCGACAUUGAUGGAGUCCGCCGGACGGUCGUCUCGGAGGGCUCCUAUAACCAAGACAUGCUUCCAGACGACUGCCACCCCAGCUCAUUGCCACCGCGGUCCUCACCCCGGCGACGAGCACUGACACUACACCGCAGCCGCUUCGGACCAGACUCCUAUGCGGGUGAGGCCCGCGGACGACGCAGAAGCAGUUCUGGCGCUAUGCAAUCGCACCGAAUAGAGAAAAGUCACUAUAUGUCUCAUACGGGGCGAGAUGCUUCUAAACGAGGCGAUCACCAUGGCCUUCGUAGGAAGAGCAUGGUGAGUGCGGCUCUGGCGUCGGUAGUGGAACGGCCUUGA